AUGAAGGUGAAAGUGAAAGUAGAGACCACCACCAUUCUCAAACCAACUUACGAACCCACAUCUCCUCCAUCAACCCACGUCCUCUCCCUCACCGUCUUCGACAAGGUCACCUACGACACCCACAUCGCCGUCAUCUACGCCUUCCGCCCGCCGACGCCGCCCAACGCCACCAUCAAGCUCGGCCUCCAGAAAACCCUAGCCGAGUACCGCGAGUUCGCAGGACGGCUAGGGCGUGACGAGAAAAACGGAAACCCUAAGCUCAUCCUCCUCAACGACGAGGGUGUCAAGCUGGUUGAAGCCAGCACGGAUGCUCGGCUCGAUGAGGUGAUGCCCUUGACCCCAUCUCCGGCCGCGUGGAGCCUCCACCCGGCGCUGAAGGACGUCGAGGAGCUGGUUCAGGUCCAGCUCACGAGGGCAACUCGAGGACUCGACGUCGGUCCUUUGCCCUUCCGUGAUCGUGCAAUCUUCGCACCACGGGAGCCUCCCGUGGUCGAGCACGACCACAGAGGAGCGGAGUACGAGACUCGUUGCAGCGACAAGAAUUUGAAACUAGGUGUGUCCUCUUUUCAAUAUGACUCUCUGGUUGACGGUAUCGUCUUCCACAAGGUUCAUUUCACCCUCGAUUUCUUGUCCAAGUUGAAGUCGAGGUGUUCUUCGUCGACGAGCCGGUGCAGCACGUUCGUAUCCGUGGCGGCUCACCUCUGGAGGACCGUAACCAGGGCUCGGAACCUGGGUGGGUCCGACUCGACCAGGUUCCGGAUCUCGGUGGAUGGUCGGACUAGGAUGAUGAUCAACGAUGCUAGGGUUCCCGAUGAGUACUUUGGGAACUUGGUGUUAUGGGCUUUUCCUACAUCUCGAGUAGAGGACCUCCUGAAUGAACCGCUGUCCUACGCGGCGCAGCUGAUAAACGACGCCGUGGCGAGGGUCAAUGACGGCUACUUCAAGUCGUACCCGUUUUACGAUGUGGAUUUCGGCGGCGGGUGUCGUCCUUGCGUGUUCAUGCCGUCCUUCUUCCCGGCGGAAGGGGUGAUGUUUAUGCUGCCGUCGUUCGUCGGCGACGGGAGCGUCGAUGCGUUCGUGCCGCUUCUCCGGGACAAUUUGGACGCGUUUGAGGAAGUCUGCUACGUGCUGGAUUAA
This is a messenger RNA of Linum tenue, 1137 nucleotides long. The record is from the annotation of a GenBank genome assembly. NCBI's taxonomy places the organism in Eukaryota, Viridiplantae, Streptophyta, Magnoliopsida, Malpighiales, Linaceae.